GCGCACCACACGCAGAGCGGACUGCGCGGGCCGGACGAUAGACGCGUUCAAUCAAUGUUGCGUCCUGCCCUCUUCACGGUCGGACGCGGCACGCUGCAACUGCGCUUCUUCUAAUCUGUCGACGCGACUUGGCGAACUUAUCGGUACGCGCAGCAAGAUAACACGACCGCGAUGGAAGUAGAUCUCAGUGAGGCAGCAUCCCUGCCUGAUCUCCUCUCGAAGGAACCCCUCUCGACCGCGCAGCGAGCAUAUCUCACUCAUCUGACCUCCCUCCCCCUCGACAACCUCCUCACCGAGCCCGGCGCGCUCCAAACUCAAGCCCACCACCUCACAUCCAGCCUCACUUCCCUCACCCACACCUCCUAUCCCACCUUCCUCGCCCUCCACGCGACCACAAAAUCCCUCUCCGCCUCCCUCGACACCUUUUCAAAUGCACUCGAUGGCCUGCUCGAUACGAGCCUGCCCGCGCUCGAGGCCGCGGCUGCGAACUGGCACACCCGGACGGACGCUGUCGUCCGCGAGCGCAAUAAGGCACGCGCCGUGCUCGAGCAACACGACAAGCUGCGCGAUCUGCUUGACAUCCCGCUCCUCAUUGAUACCUGCGUGCGCAACGGGUUCUUCGCGGAGGCGCUCCAGCUCGCUGCGCACGCCGAGGCCGCCGCUGCCUCGUCUUCCUCCUCCGCUUCACCGCCACCCCCCAUCCUGCGCUCCGUGCUCGCGGAGGUGCACGCGUCGAUCGCGCAAAUGCUGCGCGCGCUGCUCGCGACGCUGCAUGAGCCGGCACGGAAGCUGCCCGCGCUGUACAAGGCCGUCGCAUUUCUCCGACGCAUGCCUGCGUUCGCGGCGGAUGCGGAGGAUCCUGAGGAGCUGCUCGCACUCGCAUUUCUGAGCGGGCGGCACGCGUGCGUGCGGGCAGCGCUGGAGCCGGUGGCGCGGGACGUGCAGCGGUUGGCGGGCGCGCCGGCGCCGCUGGGCGAGCGGGAGCGGGAGGACUUGACGCGCGGCGUGCGCAAGUAUAUCGAUGUCUGGAGAGAGGGCGUGCACGAUGUGGUGUCGCAGUAUACCAGUAUCUUCCUCCCGACGUCGACCACGACGGCCGCGUCCGCUCCGGCGUCGGAUCCUGCGCCCAUCGUCCAUGCCCAGCUCUCCGCUUACGCCUCGAACGCGCUGAUGACGCAUCUGCUGCCGGUGUUGAGGGUCGCCCUCCCGCAGCUCCCGCUCUCUGCGCUCCCGCCGGUCCUCACACAACUCACAUACUGCGCGACCGCCUUCGCGCGCUCCGGGCUCGAUUUCCGGGCGGCCGUGGCGGGGCUCGCCGCGGAUGCUGUGCGCUCAGCCGUCACGGGCGACUUUGGACGCGCGGCGAGGACGUUCGCGGGCGAGUGUGUGAAGGCGAGGGCCUCGAUGGCGCCGGCUGCACCGACGAGGAGUAGCCUUGAUGGACGGAGGAGUCUGGAUGCGAGAGGCAGUCUCGAUGGGCGGUCGAGCUUAGACUCGCAACGAUACCAGCCGUCGACAUGGCUUGCACCAUCAGGAGCACCAGCACCUCGUCCGGCAGAAAUGCUAGCGGGGCCCGCACAUGUCCCUCCAUCGGCGCUGGCAGCAUACCCACCAUUGGCGACUUUCGCCAACGCCCUUCUGACCGCGUUGAACGGCCUCCGCCUCCUCGCACCCGUCGAGGUGCUACCAGCCUUGCGAUCUUCACUCGACGCCGCGCUUGCAGAGGCAGGCGGUGCGCUAGUGGGGUACGUCGGCGCUGCCGUAGGGCACAAGGAGCGGGACGCAAGUCUGCGAGGAGGCGAGAUGUUCUUCGACGUGCUGGUGCCGUACGUCAGACGGGCGCUCGUGGAAGGCGUGUAUGGGGGAAAGGUGGGGGAGGGGGACUUGGAUGGGGAGUUGGCGGAUGUUAUGCGCGACUGGGAGGCAUGGCGAGCGGCGUCUGUGGUCAGUUCGCCGAUUGAAUAGAUGAGUUCUAAGCUCUGCUGUGUGAUGACGGGCCCUUGCGCGAG
Schizophyllum commune H4-8 is the source of this 2009-nucleotide messenger RNA. RefSeq names its product Dor1-domain-containing protein. Gene Ontology annotation, cellular component: COG complex. The transcript is spliced from 2 exons. NCBI's taxonomy places the organism in Eukaryota, Fungi, Basidiomycota, Agaricomycetes, Agaricales, Schizophyllaceae. Bases 172 to 1965 code for a protein of 597 amino acids. Gene Ontology annotation, biological process: intra-Golgi vesicle-mediated transport. The record is from RefSeq and is a predicted model, not a curated record.